Messenger RNA from Bathycoccus prasinos, 1071 nucleotides. RefSeq lists its product with no specific name. Bases 1 to 1071 code for a protein of 356 amino acids. The transcript has a single exon. The record is from RefSeq and is a predicted model, not a curated record. Gene Ontology annotation, molecular function: RNA binding; ribonuclease T2 activity. Lineage: Eukaryota; Viridiplantae; Chlorophyta; Mamiellophyceae; Mamiellales; Bathycoccaceae.
AUGCGCCAUCUUUAUCUCGCAUCCGUGCUUUACGUUUUUCUGUUCCUUUUGGAGCGCACAUCUGCCGCGUAUUUGCGUUUCGCGCGUCGUCCACCGCGUCUGUCUCUUCGCGAUGAUGUUUCCCGAGAUAGAGAUAACGGUAUCUUCUCCUCCCCGUCCUCCUCGUGCCAAAACGAAGGCACGAAAACGCACGACGGAUGCGACGACCCGAUGUAUACGAAAGAAAUGAACGGGGACGAAUCCGAUCGGUUCGAUAUGUUUGAACUCGCGCGCUCGUGGACGCCUGGAUUUUGCGCUUCGUUCGACUCUUCUUCUUUGGGAAAAGGAAAGAAAAAGACGGAGUGCCAGAAGGCAUACUUAAAGAACGAGUUGACCGUGCACGGAUUGUGGCCAAGUUAUUCCGAGCCUUUGAGCGACCCCGCGGUGGUAUUGAGAAGUAUUAAAGACAAGAAGAAAUGCUACUGGCCUCAAAAUUGUCGCAUACCGCCGGGGUACCCGAGAAACGAAAGCUUUCGUUACGACGAGAAGGCGUUGCCGAAGGGCGAAGAGUUUGAGAGAUUAGCGCCGGCUUGGUAUUACGACGGUUUAGCCGAACACGAGUGGGAGAAGCACGGGACGUGCGCGAUGUGGCCUGCGAAGGAUGAUGCCACCAGUAUUGGUAGCACAGGAAAGAACGUAGUGAACCCGCUUACGCAGAAAGAUUUUUACGCCGGGAUGUUUCACUUGGCGAAAGAUUUAGGCACGCCGGAGAAACUCUCUCGAAGCGCGGGAAAGAAAGUGUCUUUGGACGAACUCAAAAGUGCGUUUUCGGAGAUAAGUCCUAACCUCGCCGCAUUCGGGUGCGAUUCGAGAUGUAACUUUGUCCAAGUCGUCCAAUGUUUCCGACGACCUUCUUCUUCCUCAGCGCUCGUCUCGAGGAGUAGUACUAGAAAUAGCAGCAGUAGCGAUAGCGAUUUCAUCGGCCACCCGAUGGAUUGUCCGUGCGUCGGCGUUCGCGAUUCUCGCUACGACAACUCCUGCGAGAGUCACUGCGCCGAUGGCGUGUACAUCGUCGACGCCGCCGCCCCUUGA